Messenger RNA from Brassica napus (rape), 1165 nucleotides. RefSeq lists its product as uncharacterized. Lineage: Eukaryota; Viridiplantae; Streptophyta; Magnoliopsida; Brassicales; Brassicaceae. The record is from RefSeq and is a predicted model, not a curated record. The transcript is spliced from 4 exons. Bases 107 to 1165 code for a protein of 352 amino acids.
GUUUGUUACUCUUUCUUAUUAACCAGCGAAGCAAAUGAAAGACUUUUGAAUUGUGGGAACACAAAGUUGUUGGAGCAUAAUUCAUCUCUUUGAGGAUAGAAACAAGAUGGGAGAUUCAGUACCUCUAAAACUAGCACUGCCAGAGCUGAAGUAUCCUAUUGGUUCACAGCCAAAGCAAAAGUCAGCAAUCAACCAAUAUUCUGGCUCAGAGUAUAUCUCCAUUGUUGACAGCAUCCUAAAACCAGAUGAGAUGAUAAGAGUCCGAGGAUCAUUUCUGGGACCUAUAAUGAAGCUCAGUGAGAGAGGAUUGAAGUUAUCAGCAAAGAUGGUCUACGCCAUUCUCACUAGAAGCAUCGUUUCUGUCAAGGAGAAUGAAGCCUGGUUCCAUUUCGGUGCGCAGCCAAUGAGGUUCUCUAUAAGAGAAUUUCAUAUGAUGACAGGCUUGAAAUGUAGUGGUGCAUUAGAAGGAUCACGAAGGGAAACCGAUAGAUUUAAUUGGGAAUUGCUAAAGGGGCGUAGUCAUAAGUUAAGUGACGUGGUGGAACAGCUCAGAAACACAAGAGAAGAUGCUUCUGAGGAGAGAGUAUGCCUCGCAAUGCUCAUCCUGGUAGAGAGCAUAUUAUUGCGGAAGAGCAAAGGAGGGAGUUUUCCUUUGGAAUAUGCGAAAAAUGCACAGGAUAUGACAUAUCCAUGGGGGAAAGAGGCUUACAUUGUGCUCCUGAAGUCAAUUCAAAACGCUGUCGCGAAUCAUUUGGAGAAUAAAUCCAAAUUUGAGUUGCAAGGUUAUCCUCUAGUAUUCCUUCUUUGGAUACUAGAGUCGAUUCCUUUGCUAAGGAAUAAGUUCAGUAGUGUGUACCAACAGUUGAGGGUUUUACAGGUUGAAGCUGAUACAAAGCUGAAGGUCCAUUGCAUACUACCUUCUAUUCCUCAUGAUCCAGAAGAUGAUAUCUCCAUUAAAGACAAAUAUAGUGACGAGCUGGAAACACUGAAAGAUGUAACAAAGAAAGGGUACAAGCUUACAGCCGAUGACUGGGAAAAUAGGUGUGUAGACACAUUUGAAACAUUGGAUGCUCUUAUUCAAAUGAUGGCAAAUAAGGAGACUGGCCAAGCUUCUACUCCGAUUGAUAAGGAUUCAGUAAAUGAAAAAGUGAACAGGAUCAUUUAG